Molecule: messenger RNA, 3613 nt
Organism: Gryllus bimaculatus (two-spotted cricket)
Lineage: Eukaryota; Metazoa; Arthropoda; Insecta; Orthoptera; Gryllidae
Source: the annotation of a GenBank genome assembly
UGCUAGAUUUGCAGACUGUAUUUGGUAGUGUGCCGAACUGCCUCUAGGAAACAUUGACCCUGCUAGAUUUGCAGACAGUAUUUGGGUUAACCCUGACUUUGGCAUCCGUUUAGACAUUUUCUGCUGGAGUUCUGGUAAUCUGGCUUUGUAUAUCUCGUAACGAGGAGGUGCUGUGGAUGCACUGCAGUGUUGUAUUAAAAGGAUUAACUGGGAUUGAAUUUGGCUGCACAUCCUUGAUCCCCAACAAGAACACUGUUGCUUUGCGUGCGUACCAGUGCCCGCGCUACGUGAACGGGUAGGGAGGUGCUGCAACACCGCUACUCCGAAUUUCAAGGCUGUGAGAUUAUGCAGACGAGAUUUUGGUGAUCGCACUCUGUGUUGGCGCCACUGAAUUUACAGUACUAUUAUUGGCGCGGUAAGUUUGGUCUGUUACAGGACAGAAAACGCUUUAAAAAGACGAAUUCCUCUAAGUUUUGAGGUGUAGCAACGCUACUCAUCAUUUCAUUGAACUGUGCGUGAAUCUGGAAAUUGUUGUUUAAAAAUGGAAUUUGAUUUCCAGAAGACAAAAGCUCCACCUUUUAUUCUAGAUGAACUCAUGAAUUCACGACCCAGAAAUUCUACUGACAUGAGAGGAUCAUCAACAAUUGUAGAUUUUCUGCAGCAACCAAACAUAAAUCAACAAGAAUUGAUACCUAAUCCAGAAAUGGAAACAAAUCAAUUUUCUGGUUUACCAGAUUUCCAUCCCAUUCAGAAUUCAUCGCAGAUUUCCCAAUUCAUGUUUGAUCAAGAAUCGUCACACUCCAAUGAUGAUAGUUUCCUUACAUCAGCCAGAAAGGAUGACCCAGAUAAGCAUCCAAAUUCAAAAAAGUUUUGUCAACCAAUGGAUUCUUUUUUUGACUCGUGUGCUGAUAGCCCACAGAAUGCUCCUUCACCAUCCAAUGAUUUUCAGAUUUCAUCAAGAUUUAAUCAACAGCCUUUUCAGUGUCAUAAUAAAGCUCUUUCAAUUGACAGGCCAAAUAAUCGGCAACAUCUUCAAGAGAGAUCUGUUGUUUCCAAUGAUGCACCUUUGCAAAAUAGCGCAAGGGAUGUUGAACAUCCUGUUUCUCAGAUGCGUGAAACAAAUGUUCCAUGUCAGAAAACAACUAAUGCAUCUGCUAAGUCUGAAUCAUUCAAAAAUUUCAACGCAGAAUUACAGGAAUUCACUGAGAGCUACACAAAACUUUCAACUGAAAAAGCUGAAUUGGAAAAGCAAGUUUCACACACCGAACAGUCUCUCAAAGAAUAUCGUGAACAGGCCUUGAACUACAAGAAUAAAUACGAAGAAGUCCAAGAGAAGUUAAAUGAAGAAAUUAAAAAUAGGGAAAGUAUAUUAGCACAAGUGGAGUAUGUAAACGGUGUAUCUCAAUUGCUAGACAAGUAUUUUAAAGAUAUAUGUAAUACACUUAAAUUGUAUGGAGACAUUAACUGUGAAUAUAAAGAACGUAAUGCCAAACUUCAUGAACAAGUAGAGAAACAAGUUAAAGAAUAUGAGAAUGUGAUAUCAAGUUAUAAAGAUGCAAUUGAAAAGUUAAAAGGCAAAAUUUUAAAAUUGGAAAAGCAGAAUAAUGAAACUACCAUAGAAUUUUCUAAGAUUAAAGAAGAACUUGCACAACAGCUUGAAGAUGUUAAUAGUAAAUUAUGUGGUGAACAAAGCAAAUCCACAAGUUUAGAGAAGAAUCUAUUUGCUUUAGAACAGACAAAUAAGGAAUUAAUUUCAAGACUGGAACAGUCAGAAAUUAAUUUUUCAGAGAGGUACUCAUCCCUUCAAAAAAAAUUAGAAGAGGCCAAUAAUAAUUUGGAGGCGAUUCGAUCAGAUAAUCUGGAAUUGAAAAUUUAUGAAGUGAAAUUCAAGCAGCUAGAAACAUUUAAUGAGAAGCUUCAACAAGAAAAGGAGGCUUUAUCUACCAUUGUGAAUACCUCUCAGAAUAAUCUUUUAAAAUCAGAAAUUGAGAGAUCAGAACAUUUAAAAUCAAUAGAAAAACUGCUUGAUGAAAGGGAGACCAUAAACAAAGAAAUAUCUGAAUUAAAGGAACAGUGUACUGAUGUAAAUUUGAAGUUGGUUGAAGUUAAAACGAAUUAUGAACAACUGUUUAAUGAGAAUGAACUUCUGAAGAAGAAAAACGAAAAUAUACUUGAAAAUUUGGAGAGUUUGAAAGUUAGCAAACUUCAAUUAGAAGAGGAAAUUAAACAAGCUAAUUGGCAGGAUGCUUCAUCCAGGAAUGUCAUACAAACAAUGACUGAUGAACUCAAUGGUUUACGUAAGGAGUUGGAGGUUGCGAAAGUGGAGAAAUUAUCCUCUUUAGAAGCUGAGAAAGAAGAAUUAAAACUUAUUGAAAAAGAGUUACGAGAGGAAGUUGCUGAAAAGGAUGUAAAAAUUCUUGAUUUGGUUACUUUAAAUUCAUCUCUUGAGGUGGAUAUGCAUAAACAGGAUGAAAUGAACAAAAAAAUUCAAGAAGAACUUAGUAAAACGAAGAGUGAUAUGGCCAGUACACGUCAGGAAAUGUUGGUAAGUGUCGACCAAUAUAGAGAGCAAUUCAUGAGUGAACUUAAAGAAAAUGAAGAUUGUCGGAAGGAACUUCAAAGUAAAUACGAAACUGCGUGCAGCGAGAUGGAAAAAAUAAUAGAAAAUAAGAAACAGAGUGAUACUGAGAUAUUAAAUCUCCAGCAGUCUAUUAAGUUUUAUGAAAACAAAAUAAAUACAAUGGAUGGUGAAACAAAAAAAAUGAAAUUAGAACAAGAAAAGAAGGAGAACGAUUUUAAUGAAAAGAUAUCAAAAUUAAAAAUAUUAGUCUCACAAUUAGAAGAAGAAAAGGUACUGCUGGAAAAAUCAAUCCAUGACAUGAAGGGAGAUAUAAAUUUAAAACAAAUGUUACAAGAAGAAAAUAUUUCUUUAGAAAAAAAGAUAAAAAUUAUCCAACAAGAAAAUGAAGAAUUAAAAGAGAAAUUGAAAAGUAAGGAGAAAUCUUCAACAACAACCUUUUCGGAAACUGAAACUUUAAAGUUUCCAGGAGAAAUACCUGUUCCUAGAAAACGAGUGUGCUUUGAAGAAGAAUUUAUGUCAGAUGCUUCAAGCAUUGAUCUUCCAAAGUUCUUUAAAUCUAAUCUGACAUCUGCCAGUCAAGAUGAAAGGACAUUAACUACCAACACUGAAAAGAAUGAUAAAACAAAAAAUCGCAGAAUGCAAAGAAGCAUGAGAGGUUCGAAUAGUGGUCGAAAAUUUUUCAAAAAAUCAAUCUCUGGAUUUGAAGGCUCUAACAUAUUUGGUUGAAGAAGUGUUUGAUUGUUUCUGCUUCAAAAAUAAUAUUUUUUACACCAUUGUUCUGCUUUACUUGUUAUUUCUUAGUAGUAUUAUUAUUGUUGUUUGUGACAUAAAAGAAUGUUUAAAAAAAAUAUUGUUAGAGAGAAUUCCUAUGUAAUGUUUGUUUUUAAUAUGCUUGAGCUAAAUUCUAAAGAUCUUUAAUAAUUUAGUUUUGUUCACUUGUAGUUCUCAAAGUUUUGAGAUAGUUGUAAAUUUCAAAUAUUUUUGUUGGAUUCUUUGAGAAGAUAUUGUAAUAAAUGUUAAUGUCAACUCAAA